AUGCGCUCGCUGAACGAGACCGCGUGCUCGGCGCUGUGGCGCGACGUGCGCUGGGACGAGCCCUCCAGCGUCGCCAGCCUCGCCGUGCUCGCGCUUAUAGACGUCCUAGUCGUUGCAGGCAACUGUCUCGUGAUAGCGGCGGUGCUGUGCUCCUCUAAGUUGCGCAGCGUUACCAACUUGUUCAUCGUGUCGUUGGCCGUCGCAGACCUGCUCGUGGGCCUCGCCGUGCUGCCGUUCUCCGCUACUAGGGAGGUCUUUAAGAUAUGGAUAUUCGGGGACGUGUGGUGCUCGGUGUGGCUCGCAGUAGACGUGUGGAUGUGUACAGCCUCCAUACUCAACCUGUGCGCCAUCUCCCUGGACCGCUACGUGGCAGUCACGCGGCCAGUCAGCUACCCCUCCAUCAUGAGCAGGCGGCGCGCUAAAGCGCUCAUCGCUGGUCUUUGGGUGCUGUCGUUUGUGAUAUGCUUCCCACCGCUAGUUGGCUGGAAGGAUAAAAAGCCCGCGGGUGCAGAGCUCAAGCAAGACUGGUCUCCCAACCCACCAUGCAAGUGGACCUGCGAGCUGACCAAUGACGCUGGGUACGUGGUGUACUCCGCCAUGGGCUCCUUCUACAUCCCAAUGCUCGUUAUGCUGUUCUUCUACUGGAGGAUAUAUAAGGCAGCGGUCAGAACUACUAAGGCCAUAAACCAGGGAUUCAGAACUACUAAAGGAAAAGGACUCGGUAACCGUUUCGAUGACAACCGACUGACGCUGCGUAUCCACCGCGGCAGGGGGUCUGCCAGGCCGCACGGCUCCCCGCUGUCUACUGCGUCUAAUCACUCCACCAGCACCUCGCUCAGUGCCUCGCCAGAGCGACUGAGAAGACACUCCAGCGCACGCCGUGCACAUGAAAAAGUAAAGAUCUCGGUAUCAUACCCAUCAUCAGAGCAAAUAUGCCCCGCUCAUGAGAAUUCGCGCUCACCGAGUAGAUCCCCCAGUCCGUCCCUGUACGCGGUGCACUAUGAGAGAGACGGGAGGGAACUCACCGAGAGCCGGCUGAGAGUCCGCCCCUCUCACCACCUGGCGCCCGGACCUCUGUAUGAUGAAUUUGAUGAUAAACCAAGGACAAGGAGAAUGGGCAAAAGGAACAUUAAAGCGCAAGUGAAGAGAUUCCGUAUGGAGACGAAAGCAGCAAAGACACUCGGUAUCAUAGUGGGUGGCUUCGUGUGCUGUUGGCUGCCGUUCUUCAGCGUGUACGUGUUGCGGGCGUUCUGCGCACACUGCGUCACUCCCAUCGUAUUCUCCGUGCUGUUCUGGCUGGGAUACUGCAACUCCGCCAUCAAUCCGCUUAUUUACGCGCUCUUUUCUAAAGACUUUAGAUUCGCGUUCAAGCGUAUAAUUUGCAAGUGCUUCUGCGGCGGCGGCGGGCGGCGGGAAUCAGACGGCGAGUCCCGACGCCCGCGUCUUCCUCAGGAACACUCGCACUCGCUUGAGGACAACGACUCCAUACCACAAAGUGACGUCACCAGGUGACGCCAAGCUCUGCGACGGCAAAACGCUCAGUUCCAGUCGACCGUCGCAUGUGUCUAGUUCAAUACGUAUCAAGUGAAUUAAACGACAUAGUUGUUUAUUAUCAAUGGACGAUAUAAAAAAAUAGCAAAUUCCUCUACUUCUAAGUAAAUGUUGUGUCUAAAUGUCAAUAAAAUGUAAAAAUAGCAUAAACCAUAAUUUAUUUAUUUAUAUUUUUGUUGUAAAGGUUGAGAAAGAAUAUACUUUUCCGUAUUCUAUUGUUACAUCUAAGUUUUUAAAUACUGUUUCUGUAUUUAUAAAAAUCAAAGAUUUAUUGAUUGAUUGAUUAUUAUAGUUAAAAAGGAAGCGUUUUUCUGAAAUAUAAAUUAGUUUUAAAUGAAUGUUGUUGUUUGGAAAGACUGUAUAUACUAUGGUUUUUUAGAUUAAUAAGUCUGUAUCGGGCUUAUCACGAAAAUUUGUGGGGAAAGUAUUUGUGACGCCGUCGGCAAAAUUUGUUUUAAAAUUUGGCCUAUCCUAAAGCAAACUGAGCAAUCUGAUACUUUGCUCAAAAUGUUACGAAUGCUUUCUCGCAAAUUUUUGUCUAAUUGCCCUGUUAAGUCAUUUUUCAUAUAGAAUUCUCAUUGAAAUUCAUCUAAUAGGUGGAUUAUGAUACCAAAUAAAAGAACAUAGAAGAUAAAUUAAAUCCUAGAAGUUCUCAUCUACAAACUAUCAUUGGGAGCCUAUAUUGAUUGAAUUACUAUAACUCUUGUGGGUGUUGCCCCAUUAUUCCAGUCCCUAGUCAUCAUUAUCUCGUUCCGUCAAUUAAUUUAAAAAAAACGCUUUUUGCUUUAAUUAUUAUUUUAAAUAAUGGGAGAGUUAUUUAA
Messenger RNA from Papilio polytes (common Mormon), 2372 nucleotides. RefSeq names its product probable G-protein coupled receptor No9 (gene Oamb). The record is from RefSeq and is a predicted model, not a curated record. Gene Ontology annotation, biological process: adenylate cyclase-activating adrenergic receptor signaling pathway. Gene Ontology annotation, molecular function: adrenergic receptor activity. Lineage: Eukaryota; Metazoa; Arthropoda; Insecta; Lepidoptera; Papilionidae. The transcript is spliced from 9 exons. Gene Ontology annotation, cellular component: membrane. The coding region runs from base 1 to 1512 and encodes 503 amino acids.